AUGGCCUCCGACCCCUUCACGCUCCAGUUCUGCGUCGAUGACAACCUGCGCAUCUUUGCGCGCAUGCUCGCGUGCCUCGACCGCGUCGGAAAGGACCUCUACCUCGAGGCGUCCGGCGGGCAGGUGUCUCUGCGCACGCUGAACGCUGCGCAGUCCGCCUUCGUCAAGUUCCACCUCCGACCCGACUUCUUCGCCGAGUUUGUCCUCGAGCCCAAUGCUUCGCUCUCGAUGAAGGUGUACCUGAAGAACCUGGUGCCCAUCUUCCGCUCCGUGGCGGGCGUGAGCAAGGUCUGGGUCCAGGUGGCGAGCGGAGAGGAAAACUACCUCCGCGUGCAGCAAGAGCUCCGCAAGAAGUUCGACCUCGCCUUCGAAGAGGUGACGAUGAUCAACGCAGUGUACUCGCCCGACUCCGCCGGCGCAGACGCGCUCACCCUGCGCAACGACCCGGACAACAUCGGCCUCGACGACCAGAAGGACGUCGGCCUCCGCACCGAGCUCUCCAUCUCGCCCGAGAACCUGCACGCAUACAUGCCCAACCCGGCCUCGAGCGGCGUGUCGGCCCUGCUCAGCCUGGUCAAGGAGCUCGAGCACCGCGCGGCCGGCCAGCCAAUCCUCUUGAGCUCGGAGCCACGCUCGCAGACGGGCGCACCCUUCUCCGUCGAGUCCGUCCUCGCCACCGUCGUCGAGGCCGCAUCGCUGGGCGACGAGGACGACAUGUUCGGCGACGAGCCGGCCGACGAGCCGAUGCCCUCCGUCGGCCACGCCUCGGGACGGAUCGACUCGGUCCACUCCUUUUCGUCGGCGGUCUGGUCGGACACGGAGGAGGAGGAGGACGCGGUGCCAGGGACCCCCCCGGGAGGACACGCGGCCGGCGCGAGCGCUGGCGACGACCCGGCCGAGCAGCGCAGUGUGGCCCGGCCUCGCACGCCGACGCGCGCUGGUCUUAAGCCCGUAGGCGCCGCGCCUCCGAGCAAGCGGCCGUGCGUCAACGGGUCUUGCCGCUGA
Messenger RNA from Emiliania huxleyi CCMP1516, 1005 nucleotides. RefSeq lists its product as hypothetical. The transcript is spliced from 12 exons. NCBI's taxonomy places the organism in Eukaryota, Haptophyta, Isochrysidales, Noelaerhabdaceae. Gene Ontology annotation, biological process: mitotic intra-S DNA damage checkpoint signaling; DNA repair; cellular response to ionizing radiation. Gene Ontology annotation, cellular component: checkpoint clamp complex. The coding region runs from base 1 to 1005 and encodes 334 amino acids. The record is from RefSeq and is a predicted model, not a curated record.